Miscanthus lutarioriparius is the source of this 1011-nucleotide messenger RNA. The record is from the annotation of a GenBank genome assembly. Lineage: Eukaryota; Viridiplantae; Streptophyta; Magnoliopsida; Poales; Poaceae.
AUGCAGGCGGACGGGGACGCGCCGGCGCCGGUCGUCCACUUCUGGGGCGAGCACCCGGCCACGGAGGCGGAGUUCUACGCGGCGCACGGCGCGGAGGGCGAGCCCUCCUACUUCAGCACGCCCGAGGCGGGCGCCCGGCGGCUCUUCACGCGCGCGUGGAGGCCCCGCGCGCCCGAGCGGCCCAGGGCGCUCGUCUUCAUGGUCCACGGCUACGGCAACGACGUCAGCUGGACGUUUCAGUCCACGGCGGUCUUCCUCGCGCGGUCCGGGUUCGCCUGCUUCGCGGCCGACCUCCCGGGCCACGGCCGCUCCCACGGCCUCCGCGCCUUCGUGCCCGACCUCAACGCCGCCGUCGCCGACCUCCUCGCCUUCUUCCGCGCCGUCAAGGCGAGGGAGGAGCACGCGGGCCUGCCCUGCUUCCUCUUCGGGGAGUCCAUGGGCGGGGCCAUCUGCUUGCUCAUCCACCUCCGCACGCGGCCGGAGGAGUGGGCGGGGGCGGUCCUCGUCGCGCCCAUGUGCAGGAUCUCCGACCGGAUCCGCCCGCCGUGGCCGCUGCCGGAAAUUCUCACCUUCGUCGCGCGGUUCGCGCCCACGGCCGCCAUCGUUCCCACCGCCGACCUCAUCGAGAAGUCCGUCAAGGUGCCCGCCAAGCGCAUCAUUGCAGCGCGCAACCCUGUGCGCUACAACGGCCGCCCCAGGCUCGGCACCGUCGUCGAGCUGUUGCGUGCCACCGACGAGCUGGCCAAGCGCCUCGGCGAGGUCAGCAUCCCGUUCCUUGUCGUGCACGGCAGCGCCGACGAGGUUACCGACCCGGAAGUCAGCCGCGCCCUGUACGCCGCCGCCGCCAGCAAGGACAAGACUAUCAAGAUAUACGACGGGAUGCUCCACUCCUUGCUAUUUGGGGAACCGGACGAGAACAUCGAGCGUGUCCGUGGCGACAUCCUGGCCUGGCUCAACGAGAGAUGCACACCGCCGGCAACUCCCUGGCACCGUGACAUACCUGUCGAAUAG